This is a messenger RNA of Andrographis paniculata, 1182 nucleotides long. Its product is annotated as dof zinc finger protein DOF5.4-like. Gene Ontology annotation, molecular function: DNA binding; DNA-binding transcription factor activity. The record is from RefSeq and is a predicted model, not a curated record. Gene Ontology annotation, biological process: regulation of DNA-templated transcription. The coding region runs from base 139 to 1074 and encodes 311 amino acids. The transcript has a single exon. Lineage: Eukaryota; Viridiplantae; Streptophyta; Magnoliopsida; Lamiales; Acanthaceae.
UUGGGGAUAUUUGUUUGGGGUAGGGUUUGGUUAAUUUGACGAUUCUCUCUCACUCGAUUUCUGCGAUUUUGGGGAAAUGUUUUGGGGAUUUUGUUUGGGGAUUCGAUUUUGGAGUUUUGUGAAGGAUUGAUCGGUGAAAUGCAGGAUAUACAUCAGAUUGGUGGCGGCGGCGGCGGUGGAGGCGGUGGCGGAAGGUUUUUUGGCGGUGGAGAUCGGCGGUUGCGGCCGCACAACCACGCGAACCACCAGGCUUUGAAGUGUCCGCGGUGCGAUUCGUUGAACACCAAAUUUUGUUACUAUAACAACUAUAAUCUGUCUCAGCCUCGCCAUUUCUGUAAGAGCUGCCGGAGGUACUGGACCAAAGGCGGCGUGCUGCGUAACGUUCCGGUCGGAGGAGGUUGCCGGAAGGCGAAGCGGUCGAAGCAGAGGAGCAGCGGCGGAGGAGGCGGAGGCGGAGGCGGCUCCGCCGCGGUUAUUGUGGAAGGUGCGAGAGAGCGUAGCUCGAAUGUUCAGACUUCGAGCAGCGAGAGCUCGAGCCUCUCCGCCGCGACGACCGCCACAACACCUUCCUCCGCCGCCGCCGCGGCGGAGGAAGGAUCUGCUAGGACGAACAUAGCGGCGAGUACGGCAGCGGUUUUCAAUUUCGCUGAUGCGAGGUUUAUCAACGCAAACCCUAGCUUCAACCAUCCGCCGAUCGUGAGUCAGGCUUCGGACGGUCAGAUCUUCGCGACAGAGAGCCUCGCGAGCCUGAUGACGUCGCCGCCGGAGAUGAUGCCGUUCGGCGUGACCGGCAUUCCGGCGCCGCCGCUUCCGCCGUACGAGCGGCAGCAACAGGGGAAUCAGCCGCCGGAGAAUUCCGACUGUCGGAUUGUGGAUCAAAGCGGUGGAGAUGAGGCGUUUAAGAUGCAAGAGAUGAACGACGACGAUGGACUCGCCGGAGCUCUAGACUGGGGAGGCGGCGGCGGCGGAGAUCAAGGAGGGCUUUUUGAUCUAACGGCUGCGGUUGAUCCAGCGUACUGGAGUCAACAUCAGUGGAGUGACAGUGAUCAUCAGUCCCUUAAUUAUCUGCCAUAGCAUAUUGUAGUAUAGUAUAUAGUAUAGUGAUGUGAUGAUUUAAAUGAUUUUAAAUCUCACAUUUCCUAACACCCUAAAAUACUUAAUUAAAUGUAUAUGUUAUAUCUA